AUGCCUUCUUCAUCCAAUUUACCCUCGAGCUUCGCCUCCGCGGCGGCCGGUCAGAACGCGAACCGUGAUUCGCGAGGCGGCAGAGCCGACGGAAGGGGAGCCGCUGGAGGCGACUGGUCGCGAAGAGACGGCCGCUCGGCCAAUGGCACAUUGACUUUCCGACGCUCGUCCACAACGCCCACCGGCCACGCCUCGAACCCUCCGCUUUCCACCGAAAAUGCCGUCCAACCCCCGAGCAUCGACGAAGCAUCCGAACCUACGUAUGAGCAUGGCCCUUCACGUUAUAGCAAAGAUGAGCUGCUGGACAUAAUUCGCUCCCAGAAGAUGAGCGGCAACCCCUCUCGCCUCUACCUCCCAGGCUGGGACCCCGCCGGCACCAACGGCAGUGCCUCCCGGGGCUGGGGAAAGAGCAGUGACAACGUCGUGCCCCAAGAGCCGGGCGCCUGCUGGGAUCAGCAGGGGGAGACUGCUCCCAUGGGUUUGCAGAAUUUGACGCUCGAGGAGAAAGAGGCCUUCUCCACAGACAUCAACUCGCCGCUCAAGCCGCCCACCCAGAACAAGGAUGGACACGCCGGCAACGUCAACGGCCGCAAGCCGUCUGCCUCUCACAGUGCUGGCAAUGUCCACGGCGUCAAUUCACCCUCGUCGGUCACGCGACCGGGAACCCGUCGUCGCGAAACCACCGAUUCGAAUCCCUUCAACGCCGGCGCUCUCGCUUCGCCGACCGCUAGCGCCCGCUUUCCGCGCGAAGACUCCACCUGGCUUGCGCGUAGGGCAGGCGAGUCGAAGGAUUCGGAGCCUGCCGAGGCCGAGCAGGACGCCCAGAGCAAGCUGCCGUUCGGCAACCUGGUGCGGUCCAACACGUCGACGAGCACCGGCAUGAGUGCCAUCUGGCCCCCGGCCAACCAAUCCACGCCGGGUGCCGGCGGCGGCGGCGGCGGCUUCGGCAACUUUGCCCUGCCCGCCUCCACCAUGCCCGACAGGCGUGUGGGAGGCGGCACCGGUGGCAGCCGACUCGCCCACCUCAUCCCCAAAGACGGCGCAGAGGGCGCACCGUCGAAGCCGGCCGACGGUCCAAGCUCGUCGGCUCAACAGUCCUGGCGAUCUCGUCCGCGCACCGAUACCGACCCUUUCGGGGAUGACGAACUCUCCGGAAGUGCCGUCCUCGGCGGCGCCCAGGACACCACCUCGGCCGGUCAUUCCCACGCCGAGCGAGUAGGCGUCCUAGGCACCCCCGUGAAGGGCUCGACGGGCGAUUUUGGCAUGUCCGGACUGCAUGUCGGCCCUCAGUCGGCCGACAACGGUCCGGCCAGCCCCUCCGAGACCAACCCCUACCGCAGCCCGCCCGCCGAGCGUCACGAACAUGACGAGGCCGACGCCGCCGGGGCGGACAGAGCCCUCGCGAGCGGCCACAACGAACCCCAUGCCAACUUCGGCUCCAUCGGCCGAGGAUUUGGCCCCGCCCCCUUUGACGGCAGUGACCGAAGCCAGACGUCCAGCGUUGGACCGAAAGGAUACCCCCUCGGCCAACUUUCCGGCUGGCCCGCUUCCGCCGGUCCCUCGGCCGGCACGCCUGACCGAGAAAGGCCCAAUUUCAGCAAUGCCUUUGGCAGCUCCCUGUUCAGCCCCAUGGGCGACCUGCAGUCGCCCGGUCUCUCGAAUCUCGGCAACGUCUUUGGCCCGCCGAGCGCUGGCGGCAUGGGCACCGGAAGCAUUGGUCGUGGGAGCAAGCUUGGCUCGCUCUUCCCCCCUGCCAUGCAGGCCCAGAUGCAGUCGCACGAUCAGGAGCAGAACCUAUCCGAUUCGGUGCCGGACCCUCGUCAGGGACACCCCCUUGGCGCCAUUGGCAGGGGCAACAUGCCUGGUCCGGUACGCGAUACGGAGAGCCCCAUGCGAUCGAACCGCGGUGUCUUCGAAGAGCUGUUUCCUUCCAGCGAGGCGGCCAGAUCGCACGCCACGUUCAGCGCCGCCGAGACGGCCCAAGCGGGCACCGCCGCCGCCGGACCCCAGUCGUAUACGCCAGUCAGCGGGAGCCUGCCCUUUGGUGGAGGUGCCCAGCCUGGAGCUGAGCCGCCUGCCUCGCAGGUGCGGCAGAUGGUGAUGCCCGACCGCAUGAGAUGGGUCUACCUCGACCCUCAGGGUCAAGUGCAAGGUCCAUUCACCGGUCUCGAGAUGAACGACUGGUACAAGGCCAACUUCUUCACGCCCGACCUUCGUGUCAAGAAGGUCGAAGACCCCGAGUUUGAGCCUCUCGGACAGCUCAUCCGCCGCAUCGGAAAUUCGCGCGAGCCCUUCCUCGUCCCGCAGAUCGGCAUCCCCCAUGGUCCGGCCACGCAAGCGGGACCGUUCGCGCCGGCCCCCAGCACGGGCGGUGUUGUUCCUCCCCUGAGCGGCGUCUUUCCGAGCUUCGGUCGCACCCUGACUGCUGACGAGCAGAACAACCUCGAGCGUCGUAAGCAGGAGGAGCAGUACCUCAUGGCUCAGCAGAGGGAGUACAUGAUGCGCCAGCAGGCCAUGAACAAGUUCCAGAUGCAAGGUCCCGGCUUGCAGCACCACUCAAGCGCCCACAGCCUCCAGAGCCAGCCCAGCUUUGGCAGCAUGACCUCCCCGAUGCCUCCUCCGCCGCAACCGCAGGGGCCACCCCCUAUCGGCUCCAUGCCGCCAGCUGGCUUCAUGGACCAUCCGCCAGGAGCGCAGGCGGGGAACCAGCCGGGGCAGGGGAACGCCGAGUCCUUUCGUCCCGAAGCCAUGACCAAUCUCUCGGCUGCCGAGCGCCAGGUCCUUGCCUCGAUGCAGGGGGGGCCUGCUGGGAAUGAUAUGCAGAGGCAGCAACGGGGUAUGCAACCCGGUGGUGCGGACCUGCGAUCUGGCCUGCCCGAGACUGACGAGCUCUCCGAGGAUGCUGAAGGGUUUAGGGAUCGUCUGAUGGAAUUUGAAGAUCUGCGGGCCCAGAUUGACGCAGAGCAGGCCAUCCGGGCCCAGGAUGAAUCGAACGCGGCCGUCAUGGGCGGGCAAAAACUACCCGGUCAGCCUGCCUCGGCCACCGCACCCUCUGGCAAGAUGGGCAAGGGCGGCAAGAAAAAGCAGCUGGAUGAAGCGGCGCUCUCACUGACGCAGCAGGUUCAGAUCGCCCAGGCGGCCGCCGCCGCCGGCCAGGUCCUGGAACAAGAUCUGCCGAUGCCUUUCCCUCCUCCCUCAUCGACCACUCCUCUGCCGGCCCCCACGGCUCAGCGUGUUCGCUCAAACCUCCCCGAGCAAUACAGCCGCUCCCAGAGCGGUACACCCGAUGCGUCCCAGCCGCCUCCGCUUGCCCCUUGGGCCAAGGAGCCCGGCCAGGAAGGACAGAGGGGUCCGAGUCUGAAGGAAAUUCAAGAAGCUGAAGCGCGAAAGUCUGCCAAGGCGGAAGAAGCGGCUGCCGCCAUUCGCAAGGCAUCCAUGGAGCAGGAGGUUGCGUUCAUCCGUGAGAAGGAACGACAGAAUGUUGCCGCCACCACCGCAGGUCUGCCAGCCACCAGCACCUGGGGCCAUGGUUCUCCUGUUUCCGCAACGAGUCCUUGGGUCAAGCCAGGCGCGACAAAGGGUCCUGAUCCUGCCGUGUCUACCACUUCUGGGCCAAGCAAGAAGACGUUGGCCGAGAUACAACGCGAAGAGGAGGUCCGAAAGCAGAAGGCUCGGAAUGCGGCCAUCCAGUCCGGAGCCCCGAGUGCCUCAACCAAGAGCUAUGCGAACCUCGCAGGCAAGCCCGGCCAGGUCCAGAUUCCCAGCGGUCCAUCUCCCGCUCCCGCCUCUGGUGCGGGAUGGGCUACGGUCGGUGCUGGCGGCAAGGUCAAGGCCCCCAUGGGUGCGACCGCUCAGGGCAUUCCUCCCAGCAGCAGCGGCGUGAAGUCCCCAGUGGCGGCCACCAAGCCCGCCUCCAAGCCUGCCGCGGUCAACGUUGCCAACGGCAGGGCCGAUGCUACCACUGCUGCCAUGGACGAAUUUAACAAGUGGACUCGUCGAGAGCUUGCUCGAGGUCUUGCAGACACAACCGACAUUUCCGAGUUCCAGGCAGACCUUGAUGUGUUCCCUCUCGAUACUGGCAUCAUCGCUGACGCCGUCUACAUCAAUUCCAAGACGAUGGAUGGCCGCCAUUUUGCCGAAGAGUACGUCCGCCGGAAGAAGCUCGCGCAGAAGGGGGUCGUCGAGAAGCAGCCGCCGUCAGACAACAACAAGUCACCUGGUUCCGCUGGCGGUUGGUCCGAAGUCGCCAAGCGGAGCGGCGGCACGCAAGCCAAGGAUAAUGACAGCGGCAGCGGCAGCGGAAGCGGAAGCGGAAGCGGCUCCAUCCAGGGCGCAGGCUUCAAGGUCGUGCCCAGCCGCAAGAAGGGCAAGAAAUAG
Messenger RNA from Drechmeria coniospora, 4377 nucleotides. Its product is annotated as GYF domain protein. Gene Ontology annotation, molecular function: protein binding. Bases 1 to 4377 code for a protein of 1458 amino acids. The transcript has 4 exons. The record is from RefSeq and is a predicted model, not a curated record. Lineage: Eukaryota; Fungi; Ascomycota; Sordariomycetes; Hypocreales; Ophiocordycipitaceae.